GAUUGAGUCGGGGCGUGUCACCAUGGAGACGGGGCCGGUCGCGUACUCGCCUGCCAUUGGCUGGGACUCCUGAGCUGGGGAUAUAAGCCAGCGCGUUGCAAACAAUGCGCUGUGUGGAUCGUACCCGGUGACUGGCGGUAGCUUAGCUCAGUGGAGUAGGUCUGAGCGGAGAAGGGCAAACUGAUCGAGAGGGCGUCGGCGGGACCAUGGACGACGGAUUCAAGUAUGAAGAUUAUCAGAACACUGCAAAAUGGCUUUUGUCUCACACCAAACACCGACCUCAAGUGGCGGUGAUCUGUGGUUCUGGGUUAGGAGGUCUGAGUGACAGAUUAACUCAGGCCCAGAUCUUUGACUACAGUGAAAUACCGAACUUUCCCAAAAGUACAGUGCCAGGUCAUGCUGGCCGACUGGUGUUUGGGAUCUUGAAUGGCAGAGGCUGUGUGAUGAUGCAGGGCAGGUUCCACAUGUAUGAAGGCUACCCGCUCUGGAAGGUGACAUUCCCAGUGAGGGUUUUCCAUCUUCUGGGUGUGGACACUCUAGUGGUCACCAAUGCAGCUGGAGGGCUCAACCCCGAGUUUGAGGUUGGAGAUAUCAUGCUGAUCCGCGAUCACAUCAAUCUACCUGGUUUCUGCGGUGAGAACCCUCUCAGAGGGCCCAAUGAUGAAAGGUUUGGAGUUCGUUUCCCUGCCAUGUCUGAUGCCUACGACCGGGAUAUGAGGCAGAAGGCUCACAGUACCUGGAAACAAAUGGGAGAGCAGAGAGAGUUACGGGAAGGAACCUAUGUGAUGGUGGCAGGCCCCAGCUUUGAGACUGUGGCAGAGUGUCGUCUGCUGCAGAAGCUGGGAGCAGAUGCUGUUGGCAUGAGCACAGUACCCGAAGUUAUAGUUGCAAGGCACUGUGGACUUCGAGUCUUUGGCUUCUCCCUCAUCACUAACAAGGUCAUCUUGGAUUAUGAAAGCCAGGAGAAGGCCAAUCACAAGGAAGUACUAGAGGCCGGGAAGCAAGUUACGCAGAAAUUGGAGCAAUUUGUCUCCAUUCUUAUGGCUAGCAUUCCACUGCCUGACAAUGCCAGUUAACCAGCCCUGGAGUGGUCUGGCAUCUCCCUUCUGGGAUCCAAGGAGCUGCUACCUACUUUGGCCUCUUGCUGGAGUCACGUGCCUCUGCCCUUAGGUAGUGGCAGAAAGGAGUGUCACCUGCCCUGCUUCUCCCACCAGACCUUUCUGAUACAGAGUGCUCUUCUGCUCAGCUGUCAUCACAAAAUGAUUUCCACCCCUAUUCCUCUUCAAGAGCCCAAGCCCUACCACACAUCCAGGGAUUUGACUUGGGGCUGUCGAACUCAGCCUAUUAGCUACUGCUAGCUUUUUGAGAUGAUCCUCUUACAUUCCUGGGGGCUCAGCUCUGCUCCUCAAAGCACUGGAGACCACACAAGGAACAGCCUCUUCCUUUUGGAGUUUUAUACUUCAUAUUUUGAGAAUAAAGAGAAAGAUGAAAUAAUUUCUUUAUUUUUGUGUAAUUUGGGAUAAGGGUGGGGCACAGGCCAAGACUGGCAUGAAACCAAUCAUGAGACCACAUGUCUUGUGGUUUGACUCUCUGCCUCUCAGACAGCUAAGAAUUGAGGUAGAUGGUAUGUGAAUGCAGGAAAGGAUGGAGGAAAGGCAAAGAGGUGAAAGACAGUGUUAGAAGAUAAGGAAGGACUGUACAUGAUGGCCACUUCCCUCAGAUCAGUCUUGCCUCUGUCCUUUUGCUUUCUGGUUGUUUCUCUCUCUGUCAGCUCUCGUGAAUCUCUGAAUUCGUUCACUGAUCUCAGCUUAUGUUCCACAGUUGCCACAUCCUUGGUAAGCCCUAAUUGUAUUUCUUGUUGGUUUCCUUCGGUUCCCCCCCCACCGCCGCCGCUAACCUCUGCCAUAGUUCGUGACACCCAUACAUUCUGUCACUCCAUUCUGACAGUGCAGUGGCAAAUACCCCUUUCUCUGCUGCCGGCAGCUCCACUGCUGAUUAGCGUCCUGCCAGCCCCUGUGAAGUUGACUCACUCUGGCCUCUUCUCUUGGAGCACUUCCUUGCCUCCUAUUGCUUUCUUCCUGGGUGUUAGUUUUCCUUUUCACCAUUCUUGGUCAGAACCUCCCUGUGACAGGAGCCUAGGCAUUACCUUUUGUUGGCCCAUUGCACUGCUGGCGCUUAUCAACUUGCAUUCAGCUGGCUGGCACGUUUGAAAAUCAUACUAUCCCCACCCACUCAGGCCUGUUUGCCUUUCGACAGCGGGUAGAGCUGGAUGACUCUACAACAGUGGUAACAUUUCAGUUAGUAGUAUAACAUGGAAGAGGUGGGAUUCCCUGGUGGCGCAGUGGUUGAGAAUCCGCCUGCCGAUGUAGGAGACGCUGGUUCGUGCCCUAGUCCGGGAAGAUCCCACAUGCCGCGGAGCGGCUGGGCCCGUGAGCCAUGCCCGCUGAGCCUGCGCGUCCGGAGCCUGUGCUCCGCAACAGGAGAGGCCACAACAGUGAGAGGCCCGCGUACCACAUAAAAAAACCCUGAAACAUGCAAGAGGCAUUUUGGCAGGAAAGCUUUCGAAAACUUUCAAAUCAUCCUUUGUUUGCUACCUGACCUACCUAGCUGAGCCCAGCACAAAGAAAAGGUACCCUGAAGUGGCCCUGUAACUACUCUUCUUUUCAUCCGUUCUUUGUACCUUCAUCCACCUCUAAAACCCUACCUGGCAAUCUGCUAGCGUCUGUCAUUUGUCUCUGAGAGAGCUGGUGUAGAGGGAAGGACUGUGCAUCCUUUAGAUACAUACACAUCACAGUAACUUGUUCAUCUGAUGAGAUGCUUAUAGACAUUUUUUAAAUUUAUUUUUUUAAUUGAAAUAUAGUUGAUGUACAAUAUUCUAUGUUAUAGAUGUACAAUAGUGAUU
Molecule: messenger RNA, 2902 nt
Organism: Globicephala melas (long-finned pilot whale)
Lineage: Eukaryota; Metazoa; Chordata; Mammalia; Artiodactyla; Delphinidae
Gene: PNP
Product: purine nucleoside phosphorylase
Biological process (GO): nucleoside metabolic process
Cellular component (GO): cytoplasm
Molecular function (GO): purine-nucleoside phosphorylase activity
Source: RefSeq, a predicted model, not a curated record